Messenger RNA from Panicum virgatum (switchgrass), 2991 nucleotides. RefSeq names its product AP2-associated protein kinase 1-like. Gene Ontology annotation, molecular function: ATP binding; protein serine/threonine kinase activity. Lineage: Eukaryota; Viridiplantae; Streptophyta; Magnoliopsida; Poales; Poaceae. Gene Ontology annotation, cellular component: cytoplasm. Gene Ontology annotation, biological process: protein phosphorylation. The transcript is spliced from 7 exons. The record is from RefSeq and is a predicted model, not a curated record. The coding region runs from base 657 to 2675 and encodes 672 amino acids.
UCUUUCCUUAUGCUGUGCGAGGCGGAGCACCCUAAUCCCUAACAAAACUAUUUGUAUUCGGAUCUGAAUCCAGUUACAAUAUAUUACCUACUACCUUCGAUUUCGUUUGCAUGAAUUAUCGGGUGUACAUGUGUACACCCAUGUCCUAUGCUGGGUCCGCCCCUGGAGUGGAGCAGAAUCCGCACAUUGUAAUUGUGCUAGGUUGUGGGAGAUGGAUUUGGAUCACAUUAUUGUAAUACUACUCGUUAUGCCUGUGCUUGAUAGUGCUUCAUUCACAAAACUAAGGAUAGACAUCACACUAUUAGAUAGUUUUGAAAUAGCUUGAUGAGUAUCAAGCUAUUGAUUAGUUUCCAUCUUUGGGGCUCUGAUAGUAGACAUGGCUUUAUCUGGUACUAAUGGGCGCACAUAGUCACAUAUCUUGCAUACAGCUAUCUACAUGCAGAGGUAUCACGAUCUGCAUUUCAUAUGAGUGCAGACAUGAAACUUGUAGCUUUCUUUGGACAAUUUAUUUCAUGAGUGGUAUUUUUUUUUCAAUGAUUUCCCAUUCACUUUUUGUGUAGCUUUCUGUUGUCUUUUGGUUUACACAGGAACAUUUGGAGAAGCAUAACAAAAGACAAAUUGUGAUUUCAUUCUAUCUAUCUCGGGUGUUACUAAUAAUGCGGAGGCUCAAUCCCUUUGGGGGGAAAGCACAGAGUGGGUUGGAAGGUCGGACCAUUGAUGUUGGAAAUGUGAAGAUUACAGUACGAAAUGCCAUUGCAGAAGGAGGUUUCUCUUGUGUAUAUCUGGCAUGUGACACAGUACAUCCAUCAAAGUCAUACGCAUUGAAGCACAUUAUUUGCAAUGAUUCGGAAUCGCUUGAUCUUGUCAUGAAGGAAAUCCAGGUUAUGAACCUCCUCAAAGGGCAUCCUAAUGUGGUCACACUUGUUGCGCAUGACGUUUUUGAUAUAGGCCGCACAAAGGAGGCACCUCUUGUGAUGGAGUUCUGUGAGAAGUCCUUGGUGAGUGCAAUGGAAAGCAGAGGUAGUGGUUACUAUGAGGAGAAGAAGGCACUUUUAAUUUUCAGAGAUGUCUGCAAUGCUGUUUUUGCGAUGCAUGGACAGUCACCACCAAUUGCACAUAGGGAUCUGAAAGCUGAAAAUAUUCUUCUUGGAUUUGACGGUGCAUGGAAAAUAUGCGAUUUUGGAAGCACGUCAACAAAUCAUAAAUGCUUCAACAAACCAGAAGAGAUGGGAAUUGAGGAAGAUAUCAUUAGGAAACAUACAACCCCGGCAUACAGGGCCCCUGAGAUGUGGGAUCUCUACAGAAGAGAAGUUAUUAGUGAGAAAGUCGACAUUUGGGCCUUGGGAUGCCUUUUAUAUAGAAUAUGCUACUUUAAGUCUGCAUUUGAUGGAGAAUCCAAGUUGCAGAUACUCAAUGGCAAUUAUCGUAUCCCUGAGCAACCCAAGUAUAGCACCGCUGUCACAGGGUUGAUCAAAGAUAUGCUGGAAGCGUCUCCAAAUUCGAGGCCAGGCAUCACGCAGGUCUGGUUUCGUGUUAACGAGCUACUGCCGCUGGAGUUACAGAAAAGAUUACCUGAUGGACCUUCAUCAGCCAUUUCCAUGAGUUUGCAAGAUGAAGGUGCUCAUAAAAGAACACAUGUGAUGCCUAGAAGGAACCCUCCUCCGCCUCCAAGAGAGCAAUCUAAUAGUUCUUUAUUGCAUGGAAGCUCAGGGGCAGGAGAUGCACCUUUAGGUGCAUUUUGGGCGACGCAGCAUGCACAAGGUGCUCAAGCUGCGGAUAAUAGGAAAACUCUGUUUGACGAGGAGCCAAUUAAGCCAUCACUGUCAUCAAAGCAGAACCAAAGCAGGGUGGACACCAGCAUCAGUAUCCCUGGGGAUAGGCAUGGUCAUUCUGGUCAAUUGUCACGAACAAGUAAAGCACCAAGUAACUCUGUGCCCAAUAAUGGAUUCACAGGUGUCUCUGACACAAAUUUGUUCACGGAGACACAAAGUUCUGUGAAACUUAAAGUACACCAACCUCAGCCGAAACCAAAAUGUGAUAAAGAUCCAUUCAGCAGCUUUGUUGCAGAUUUUGAUACACACAAUCUCAACAUUGCUGCUAGUAGGGCAUCUGAACUUGAACUUGAAGUGUCCAGUCUGAAAGAGCAGUUGAAGAAAACCACAUUGCAGAAGGAUGAGAUGACAGCCAAGUAUGAAAAACUAUCUGCAAUAUGCCGAUCGCAGCGUCAGGAGAUCCAAGAACUGAAGCGCACUCUUGCUGAGACAACACCUCCAUCAAACAAAGUCAGCUCAAGGACACAAGACUCUAGAUCUCAGCGAAAGGAAAAGAUUGGAGGAACAGUGUGGGAGCUUGAACAAGGAAUGCUUGCAAGCAACUCUUCAUCAGCCAGUUCUGAUGCCAAAACAUGGCAGGCAUUCCCUGACACAAAGGCCCAGGCUCGACCGAAGGUCGAUCAUGCAACUAACGGGAGGCAAAACCUAACCAGGAACACAAGCCCAGGUCCUUCUCCUGAUGCCUGGGGUUUUGGCACCGAUAAUUUCAGAUCAUCUGCAGCAGCAGUAAACACUGCUACUCAGAUCAACAACAGGGCUGCUGGUCAAGGGAGCUCCUCCCAGAGAUUUAGUGCUGAAGUGGCGAAGAAAGUGGAGCAGCCAUCUGGAUGGGCUGGUUUUUAAUGUCACAGCAACAUGUGGUAAUCAUCAUUCUUGUUUGAAAUUUGCAAACUGCCCUACGCUGCUGCUCCUGCUCUUGCAGAUGGACGAGGCAAGCUGCUGACCCUUUCCUGCUAAAGGGGUUUGACAUUGGUAAUCUUUAGUGUGUUCAUCGUUGGUUGAGCCAACUUAGACGUUGAUUCAUGUGAUCAUCUGACAUUACCCUGUUAAUAAGUAAAUAUUUACAGUGCUGUACGUAUUUCUGUGUAUGAAGUAUGACCAUGUAUUGACUGACUGCUCUAGCAGUAUCAAUGCCAACUUGCCAAGGUAUACCGUUCCA